ACUUUUUAAUCUUUACACUUUUUUCUCAGUAUCGGGAAUUGUCAAUUCCUCUCCUUUUCCUCCACCCACCCUUUCUAUCCCUAACCGUAACUGGCUCGCCUUGUGCAGAUAUCCACAUAUAUGCCAGACUAUCCAACAGUAAAGAAUCCGUUACUGCCUGCAUCCCCACCGUCAUCUCGACGACUAGGUGCGGGUCCAACAUCCACGUCACUUGCAAUCAAAGGCAAAGGCCUCUCAUCAGCAUCGUUCAGGAACUUUUUCAGCAGAUCAUUUUAUCAGCUCUCUACGGCUGGGACGCAGAUAAGACUAGGCGCACCUACGCAUAAACGAAUUGGGCCCUCAUCAUCGUUUACCGAAACAAAGCGAUCAUUGACGGGAUUAUCAAAGAAGUAUUCACAUACGGUAGCUAAAGGAGCAUCGUCAGAUCCAGUGGUGCAUUAUAAUGGACCGUGUGAUACCUUGGAUCAACUACCCGGCGAAAAGCUGGCAUGGAUCAAAAGAGAGCCAGUAUCGGCAGAAGGCUUACGCCAUCCAUUGUUGGACUGCUCUGGAUCAAUUGUACUUCGCAAGCCUGUGACACGAAGUCAAACUUUUCCUUUAGUUCAACAGCCAAUUAGUGUUGCUGCUCCCAAAGCAGCAUUCUAUCUUCGAGUCAUUCAAAUUGUCAGUCAAAACGCGACCAAACCAUGCUAUUUGCGAUGCUCUGUUCAAGUGGAUAAUUGCAUCUGCACCGGUGGCCCUGUUGCAGCCGAAAAAUGCGGUAAACACAACAUUCAAGCCGAUGUCGAUGAAACGUUCAUAUUUGAUAUUGAUCAGCCUACUUCCGCCACACUUAAAGUGUUUACCCAACCAAAGCCGUCCAUAUUCAGCACUCGCACACAUUUACAAGGAGAAACAUGUCUUGGAAAAGAAGAAUUCAGGUUAUAUGUACAACCAUGUGACAAGGUCCUUCGACGGAUUACGCUUGGAUCUACACCUGCAUGCCAAAUUUUAGUGAUAUAUGGUACCUAUAUGAGCAAUGGUGCGCAAGUAUUGCUCGACAACAAAUGCAUUUACGCCGGAUUUAUCACUGUGUAUAUUCGUGGACGUGCUACACCCAAAUGGGAGCGCUUCUGGGCCGCUUUGCAUGGCACUAGACUGUUACUUUACGACUUUGAAUUCAGAGACACACGGCCUCCCUUGUAUGAAAUACCGUUGGAUUAUUUUGUUCACGUGUCGCAUCCGCCCACAGACGACGAUGAGCGCCAAGUUGACGUCGGCUCACUUGGCUUGGCACUGCAGUUUACCGAAAGGGCAUUAAAUAGGCACGAUCUCCGCUACCUGGAAGAAACGACAUUGUUCGAAUGUCGAAUGUAUGUCCUGCCCGAUAGUAUGAGCACCUCGCGCGACUGGGAGCAAGCGUUCGCCUACAUUGCCAACCUUCUUAAUCACUACCGUGAUAUGGAAAGCGGGAGCAUGUCGUCGUUGUCUUACACAACUGCCAGCAGCCUUGGUCUUGAUGGUAGUGGAUUCUAUAGUAGUUUUGAUGAAAGUAUCUCGGAAUCUGAAGACGCAUUCGAAUCAAGCACCGUUCCUUCAAAAUUCAUGUGGUGAUCAAGCCUCUUGGUUCUUGCCUUUUAUGUUUUCUAUGCAUUAUCUAUCUAUCUCUAUAUUUAAAACCGCACAUAUCCUAAUAGUGAACUACAAAACCCGUACUCUAAUCUCCACUGGCUCAUUAUUAUAUGAUAUUGCAUUCAUACUCUUAUGAAUAAUAAAAUAAUUAGUCAUUUG
Zychaea mexicana is the source of this 1770-nucleotide messenger RNA. RefSeq lists its product as uncharacterized. The record is from RefSeq and is a predicted model, not a curated record. The transcript is spliced from 6 exons. The coding region runs from base 121 to 1593 and encodes 490 amino acids. NCBI's taxonomy places the organism in Eukaryota, Fungi, Mucoromycota, Mucoromycetes, Mucorales, Lichtheimiaceae.